AUGUCCGGCUCGUCGGGCGGAAGCUCGCACAAGUCCAAGCGCGACAUCCGCGUGGCGCAGGCCACGGCGGACGCGCAGCUGCACUCCGCCUUCGAGAACUCCGCCAACACCGGCGACACCUUCGACUACAGCAAGUCCGUCGAUGCCAGCCGCGGCACCGGCGCGGAGAGCAUGCCGUCGACGACCAUCACGGCGUACCUGCAGCGCAUGCAGCGCGGAGGAAUUACCCAGACGUUCGGGUGCAUGAUUGCGGUGGAGGAGGAGACGUUUAAGGUGAUUGCGUACAGUGAAAACGCCCCGGAGAUGCUCGACCUGCUGCCGCAGGCUGUGCCGACUGUCGGCUCCAAGGGCCUGCUUGACAUCGGCACUGAUGCGCGCACGCUCUUCACCCCGGCGUCCGUCUCCGCGCUCGAAAAGGCGGCGGCGGCGCAGGACGUGUCCAUGAUGAACCCCGUCUCCGUGCAAUGCCGCGGCUCGCAGAAACCCUUCUACGCCGUUCUGCACCGCAUUGACGUCGGCCUGGUCAUCGACUUCGAGCCCGUGCGCCCCAACGACCCGACCGUCACCGCCGCCGGCGCGCUCCAGUCGCACAAGCUCGCGGCGAAGGCCAUUUCGCGCCUGCAGGGCCUCCCCGGUGGCGACAUCGGGUUACUGUGCGACGCCGUCGUGGAGGAGGUUCGCGAGCUGACCGGGUACGACAGGGUGAUGACUUACAAGUUCCACGAGGAUGAGCACGGCGAGGUGAUUGCGGAGAUCCGACGGUCGGAUAUGGAGCCGUACCUCGGGCUUCACUACCCCGCGACGGAUAUCCCGCAGGCGUCGCGGUUCCUGUUCAUGAAGAACCGCGUUCGCAUGAUCUGCGAUUGCAACUCCGCUCCGGUCCCUGUGGUUCAGAACGAGGCGCUGAAGCAGCCCAUCUCUCUCGCCGGCUCCACCCUCCGCGGCGUGCACCCGUGCCAUCUCAAGUACAUGGGCAACAUGGGCUCCACGGCCUCGCUCGUCAUGGCCGUCAUCAUCAACGACAACGACGAGGACGCCGUCGCCGCCGGCCAGUCCAAGGGCCGCAAGCUCUGGGGGCUCGUCGUCUGCCACCACUCCUCGCCCCGCUACGUGCCCUUCCCGCUGCGCUCCGCCUGCGAGUUUCUCAUGCAAGUGUUCGGUCUCCAGCUGAACAUGGAGGUCGAGCUGGCCGCUCAGCUGCGCGAGAAGCACAUUCUCCGCACCCAGACGCUCCUGUGCGAUAUGCUGCUGCGCGACGCGCCCAUUGGGAUCGUCUCGCAGUCGCCCAACAUCAUGGAUCUCGUCAAGUGCGACGGCGCGGCGCUGUUCUACGGCGGCCGGUUCUGGCUGCUCGGAACGACCCCUACGGAGCAGCAGAUUCAGGACAUUGCCUCCUGGCUGCUGGAGCAGCAUAAGGACUCCACCGGUCUGUCUACGGACAGUCUCGCGGACGCUGGGUAUCCCAACGCGGAGACCCUUGGGAACGCCGUGUGCGGUAUGGCUGCGGCGCGCAUCACGGAGAAGGAUUUCCUGUUCUGGUUCCGGUCGCACGCGGAGAAGGAGGUCAAGUGGGGCGGCGAGAGGCACAACCCGGAAGACAAGGACGACCCCAAGCGCAUGCACCCGCGCUCGUCCUUUGCCGCGUUCCUCGAAGUCGUCAAGCAGCGCUCCCUCCCCUGGGAGGACGUCGAGAUGGACGCGAUUCACUCCCUGCAGCUCAUUCUCCGCGGCAGCUUCCAGGAUAUCGACGAUUCCGAGACCAAGACGAUGAUCCACGCGCGGCUGAACGACCUGAAGCUGCAGGGGAUGGACGAGCUCAGCACCGUUGCGAAUGAGAUGGUGCGCCUGAUUGAGACGGCCACGGCGCCCAUCCUGGCCGUUGAUUCCAGCGGGUGCAUCAACGGCUGGAACGCCAAGGUGUCGGAGCUGACGGGGCUGCCUGUGGGCGAGGCCAUGGGACGGUCGCUCGUGCACGACCUGGUGCACGAGGAGUCCAAGGAGGUCGUCGAACGCGUGCUUUAUCUCGCGCUGCAAGGCGAGGAGGAGCAGAACAUCGAGGUGCAGCUGCGCACGUGGGGCGCGCAGAAGGAGAAGAACGCCGUCAUCCUCGUCGUGAACGCGUGCGCGAGCCGUGACGUGAACGAGAACGUGGUGGGAGUGUGCUUCGUGGGGCAGGACGUGACGGGGCAGAAGGUGGUCAUGGACAAGUUCACCAAGAUCCAGGGCGACUACUCCACCAUCGUGCGCUCGCACAACUCGCUCAUCCCGCCCAUCUUCGGCUCCGACGAGUUUGGGUACUGCACGGAGUGGAACCCCGCAAUGGAGAAGCUGGCAGGGCUGAAGCGCGAGGAGGUGAUGGGCAAGAUGCUCACCGGGGACGUCUUUGGCGCGCUGUGCCGCCUCAAGAGCAGCGACGCCAUGACCAAGCUCAUGAUCAUCCUCAACAACGCCAUGGACGGGAAUGAUACGGAGCGCUUCCCCUUCUCCUUCCUGGAUCGCCAGGGCAAGCUGGUGGAGGUGCUGCUGACGGCCCAGAAGCGCACGGACGCGGAGGGCGCCAUCACGGGCGUCUUCUGCUUCCUCCACACCGCCUCCCCGGAGCUGCAGCAAGCGCUCACGGUGCAGAAGGCCGCCGAGAAGGUGGCAGAGGCGAAGGCGAAGGAGCUGGCGUACAUCCGGCAGGAGAUCAAGAACCCGCUGGACGGCAUCAUGUUUGCGCGGUCGUUCAUUGAGCACACGGAGCUCACGGAGGACCAGAAGCAGCUCGUGGAGACGAGCGCCAUGUGCGAGAAGCAGCUCCGGCGGAUCCUGGAUGACAUGGACCUUGCUAGCAUCGAGGAAGGCUACCUGGAGCUGGACACAGCAGAGUUCAUGAUGGCGACGGUGAUGAACAGCGUCGUCAGCCAGGGCAUGAUCUCCUCCUCUCGCAAGGGCCUGCAGCUCUUCUGUGACACCCCGCCCGAGUUCAAGACCAUGAACGUGUUCGGCGACCAGGUGCGGCUGCAGCAGGUGCUGGCAGAUUUCCUGCUGAACGCCGUGCAGUUCACCCCAGCCAGUGGGUGGGUGGAGGUCAAGGUUGUGCCCACGCCCACCAAGCUGCCGGGAGGAGUCACUGUUGUGAAGCUGGAAUUCAAGGGCUCCCAGAUGUUUGACCGUGCCGAUGCACACAGCAACUCACAGGAGGGGCUGGGACUGGGCACCUGCCUUCUCCUUAACACACUUCCCUCCCUCUUCAACCCAACUUCCCCCUCUCUCCCCUGCUUGCCACCUCUCUCUUCCAGGGUGAGCCACGCAGGAGAAGGCCUUCCAGAGGAUCUGAUCCACCAGAUGUUUGACCGGGCGGACGCACACAGCAAGUCGCAGGAGGGGCUGGGGCUGAGCAUCUGCCGCAAGAUUGUGAAGCUGAUGAACGGCGACGUGCAGUACAUUCGCGAGGCCGGCAAGUCCCACUUUAUGGUUUCGCUUGAGCUGCCUCUUGCUCAACGGGAGGAUGCUGGGAGCGCCAAGUGCUGA
This is a messenger RNA of Closterium sp. NIES-65, 3513 nucleotides long. NCBI's taxonomy places the organism in Eukaryota, Viridiplantae, Streptophyta, Zygnematophyceae, Desmidiales, Closteriaceae. The record is from the annotation of a GenBank genome assembly.